Molecule: messenger RNA, 963 nt
Organism: Meloidogyne enterolobii
Lineage: Eukaryota; Metazoa; Nematoda; Chromadorea; Rhabditida; Meloidogynidae
Source: the annotation of a GenBank genome assembly
AUGGCUAUCCAAUUAUUUGGGCAAAAUAAAAAUCAAAAAAUUCCAUUUAUUACAUUAUUAAAUAUAACUAAAGGAGAUAAAAUUGAAAAUAAUUUAAUUAAUUCUGAAAAUAUGCCUCCUUGCUUAAUUGAUAAUAAAUUGGAAGAAAAUAUACAAAUUGAGGUUGAAUUGUCACAAUUUUUCCUUUACUUACGUGCUAAAAAUGCAGAAAAAUACGUUUUGCCUGAGGCGCUGUUGGAUUCCGCAGAAUUACACGUGUUCUUUGUUCGGAUUUUGUAUGGCAACAAUAAAAAUGUUUCGAAGGAGAAAGAAGAAAAUGUUUGCCAACUUAAAUCUGAGUUGGAAUAUAAAGAGACUAGUCGUUUCUCACUUCCUUCAACAACCCCACAGCCUAUACAAACAACCCCCACCACCACCACCACAACAACAACAAAACAACCUCCUCUUCCUGUUGAUAUUUUCAGUAAUUCUAUAUUAUUAAAUGAACCUGAAGAGGAAUUAAAUUUAAAUUAUCCAACAAAAGGUCCAUAUAAGAGAACUCGAAGUAAAUUACCUAGAAGAAGCACAAAAGCCGCACAAAGUUAUUUGAGUGCAGAUCAUUAUGUUCAAAAAAGCAAAAAUUCAAAGCAAUCGAGGAGAAUGUUCCCCCCACCUUUACAAACACCUUCUUGGCCUUUAGAAGGAAAUAAUAAUAAUAACCAAAUUACCUCAACUACAACCCCUGCUUAUAUUGAUAUUAUCAGGGAUAGACAACUUUAUGAAGAAGUACAGCGGUCAAAGUGUAACGAUGGAAAUAAAUUCUCGUUGGUCCCUAACAUUUCUUAUUUUUGUUGUUCUAAUUUCUGUUUUAAUUUCAAUAUCGGCAACAUUCGCUCUAAUUAUGUUUGUUCUUCUCCAAUGCAGACCAAAGACAAAGAAAACACUUUUAAUUUCUCAUUCCUCUUAAUUUUUUAUAAAAAAUAA